AUGAACCACACAGUGGAGGAAGGUGUAAUUUCUUCCCCCUGCUAUAACUUGAGCAGGUAUCCCCCAAACCUGAACUGUUCAUAUGUCAUAGACGUCAGCGGAGCUCUUUCAGUUUCGCUGACUUUUGUCAACACCAGCUUGGAGCCAUACAACGGGUCGUGUCCGUAUGACUUCUUGGAGAUCAUCAACAACAACAAAAACAACAGCGGGAUGAAGUACUGCGGUGUUGAAUCGGGGAAUAAAACAUUUACCAUAUCUUCCCUACCGAUAGUCAUAAGAUUAAAAACGGACGAGUCUUCGUAUAGCUCUGGGUUCAUGUUAAAAUACAAGGCAGAGAUGCCAACCACAACGUCGACAACAACAACAACUACUACCACUACAACUACUACUACAACUACAACAACAACUACUACUACUACUUCUACGCCGACAACAACCAAACCAACAACGCCACCAACCACAAUUUCUUCAACGACGACACCACUUACAACAAUGGUGCCAACAACAAUGCCAGUGCUGGAGGUAUCAACCAUGAAUCCACUUUGUGGUGAGAACUACUUUGUCAACACGUCCGGAACUAUCCUGUCACCCGGUUAUAGGCAAGGGCAGUACCCGGUAGAUCUACGUUGUGUGUAUGUGAUCAAUAUUACAGGUAAGCCAGGAACACAUGUUGAGAAUUAA
Messenger RNA from Lingula anatina, 681 nucleotides. RefSeq lists its product as uncharacterized. The record is from RefSeq and is a predicted model, not a curated record. NCBI's taxonomy places the organism in Eukaryota, Metazoa, Brachiopoda, Lingulata, Lingulida, Lingulidae.